AGCUUUAACCUUGACCUUGUUGAAAACAUACGAAUUCGGAACUGUGAAGCAAGAACCUAAUAUAAUGGCAUCUAACAUAACAUCAGAUAGUUCUGAUAAGAAAAAAGAAAUUGAAGCUUUAGAAGCAGAGUUGGGCUACAUUUCGCAAGCACCUUCACAGUUUCACGCGCAAGAGACUUUCAAGGAAAAAUUUCAGAGAAAAUUCAAAGAAAAUCCUCUUGUACCACUUGGGUUGCUGGCAACUACAAUUGUAUUGGGUAGGGGAAUUUGGACCAUGAAAACUGGCGAUAAAGUCAAAUCCCAAAAGAUGAUGCGAAUGCGUGUAUUAGCCCAAGGUUUAACCGUUGUUGCUCUAAUAGGAGGAGUUGCUUUUAGCGCAUUCAAGAAACGUGCAGUCAGUGAGGAAAAAUAA
Molecule: messenger RNA, 412 nt
Organism: Dimorphilus gyrociliatus
Lineage: Eukaryota; Metazoa; Annelida; Polychaeta; Dinophilidae
Source: the annotation of a GenBank genome assembly